Messenger RNA from Dunckerocampus dactyliophorus (ringed pipefish), 3922 nucleotides. RefSeq names its product BMP binding endothelial regulator (gene bmper). The coding region runs from base 1226 to 3292 and encodes 688 amino acids. The record is from RefSeq and is a predicted model, not a curated record. Gene Ontology annotation, molecular function: protein binding. The transcript is spliced from 16 exons. Lineage: Eukaryota; Metazoa; Chordata; Actinopteri; Syngnathiformes; Syngnathidae.
UAACAUUUAGCUUUUAUCAAGUAGCAUUUAGCAUUUAUCUGCUAGCAUGUAGCUUUUAUCUGUUAGCAUUUAUCCACUAGUGAUUACGGUAUCUGCUAAUGUGAUGACUUGGCGGCAAACAACAAGUUGAGUGUGAGUUUGAGGUGUGUGUGCGUGUGCGUGUGUGCGUGUGUGUUGGACCCCCCUGUCCCUGUCCCCCAUCCCACUGUGUUGCCCUCUAGUGGUUAAUAUUCCUGAAACAUGACACCCCCUCCACACACACACACACUAUAUGUGAUUGACUGCCAAAGUUAUACUUGCAUGAUGUCAUCCUUGGCGUCAUUAAUUCAUGUUUUGACCUUGUCAGGAUGUCCUCAGUGACCUUUAACCAUGUCCAGACUUGAUGAGUUGUGUUCUUCCUGUUUAUUUUUAACUUAUUUUAGUACAGUACCCCCAAGGCCAAAUAAUCCUCCUAAUCGUGCCUGAACGUUGGGAAAUAAGUGAAAAUGCGUUUCUUUAUCCAGAUUCUCACCAAAUUCACGCCCCGACUUCACACAGUUUCUUUUUGUCUUGUGUUGUGUCUUUUUCCUUAUGGUGAAAAAACAAAUGUGCUAAAUUGAAGCUGCUGACGCACACGUGACGCUUUGUAUUGAACGUCACCGCCAACAAUGAAAUCAGUGAACGUGUUCCGAUGAAACGUGACGUGUCAGCACAAUCACUUUUUGAGCUGUCAAUCAAAAUGCGUCAUCGUUUUUUUCCUCCUAAGCUGAAGAUGACACGAGAACUGAGGAAGGUUCUGGGAGGAGGUGUGUGGAUGCAGGAGGAGGUUCUGGCUGAGAGGAGGCUGGACCUUGUGGGAGCUCCACGAGGAGGAGGAGGAGGAGGAGGAUGAAGGUGUGUUCGUUGCAGAGAGAGAGAGAGUCGUCAGACAUUCAGCAUCAAUGAAGCUGGGAGGACUUUCUCCUGGGACUUCUUCUCCGGACUCUUUUCUGUGUGGACUCUAAAGGAUUGUAACUUCACGUCCGUCUUCUUCCAGGGGUUCCGCUGAGUUCUUUGGGUUUUUGGGGGUGUUCUCGUCAUGCUGGCUGCCUCCAGUCGUUCGUGCGUCCGUCCGAAGCUCGCCUCGUCUCCGCGUUGCUUGUCGGUACCAGCUGGACCCACCGUGGACGUGUUCUUCGCCCGCCGUGUGGAAUAAAGCUUCGUUUUAGUUCCGAGGUUCGCUGGGUCCGUUGUGGUGGUUCUGAGGAUGUCGCUCGGCCGUUUGGACCUGAUCUCCACCUGCAGGCUCGUCCUCUUCUCGCUGCUUCUCCUCCAGGCGGUCCGGCCCGCCGCGCCGCUCAUCACAGGUACAGAGGCCAGCUGUGAGAACGAAGGUGAGGUCCUUCACAUCCCAAACAUCACAGACAACCCCUGCAUCACCUGCGUGUGCCUGGAGGGCAAGGCCGACUGCAAGCAGGAGAAAUGUCCGCCCGUGUCAGAAGAGUGUGCUCUGGUGGUCAAACAAACCGGAGCGUGCUGCGAGAGGUGCAAAGGUUGCAUGUUGGACGGACGAGCGUACAACAGCUCCGUGUCCUGGACCAGCGCCGCCAAGCCCUGUGUGACCCGACGCUGCCAGGAAGGCGUCAUCACCGAAGCGGAAGUGCGGUGUGUGGUCCACUGCAAGAACCCAAAGAUCCAUCCGAAGAAGUGCUGCCCUACCUGCCCCGGUUGUAUCUUGGAGGGUCGCCUGUUCAAAGAGAAGGAAGAGUUCAGCCCAGAAGGCAAACCCUGCAUCAAGUGUACCUGCACUGGGGGACGGACUCUCUGCAUGAGGGAGGCGUGUCCUGUCCUUUCCUGCCCCGCCCACCUCAGCCACACCCCUCCAGGACAGUGCUGUCCCAAAUGUCUUGGUCAGAGGAAGGUGUUUGACUUAUCUCAGGGAAGUUGUCUCUUCCACAGCGAGGUCUUUGAGAACGGCACAUCCUUCCGACAUGACAACUGCACCACAUGCACAUGCAAGGACUCCACUGUGGUGUGCAGGAGGCGGUGCUCGCGCCCGGGCAGUUGCCAUGGGGACGACUGCUGUGAGGAGUGCUUGUCCUAUGUGAAGGUGGAGGACGUGAAGUACUGCAGAGUCCGCAACAAAAUCUACAGGGAAGGAGACAUGUGGUCAUCAGUCAACUGCACGUUGUGUGCAUGCGUGAAAGGAAGCGUGGAGUGUCGGCCCAAACAGUGUGUGCCCAUCACAAGCUGCCCCUCGAACAAGAUCCUGAACCGAACCGGUUGCUGCCCAGUCUGCACUGAAAAGCCAGGAGUGUGUACGGUGUUUGGCGACCCGCACUACAACACCUUUGAUGGCAGAACUUUCAACUUUCAAGGAACGUGUCAGUAUGUGUUGACUCAGGACUGCGGCGGCGUCCCCUCAGCAAGCGCCGGAAGCAACGCCAUCAUCAACAACCCUGACCCCAGCUUCACGGUGUUGGUGAAAAACGACGCUCGGCGCACUCGCUCCUUCUCCUGGACUCAGUCGGUGGAGGUGAGGCUGGGGUCUCUGGUCCUCGGCCUUCAUCAGCACCUGACGGUCCGCAAGAACGGCACCCGCAUCGCCCUCCCCUACCACGGGCCGGGGGUGCACAUCGACCUGGAUGGCUACCUCCUCAAACUCACCACCAUCGCAGGUCUGGAGAUCACAUGGGAUGGGGACAGUUUCGUGGAGGUGGUGGCCGCCCCCCACCUGCGCAGCCGCCUCUGUGGCCUGUGUGGCAACUAUAACGGCCACAAACGCGACGACACCAUGGGAGGCGACGGACACUUCAAGUUUGACGUGGACGAGUUUGCCGAGUCGUGGCGCGUGGAGGGCAACGACGUGUGCGCCCAACCCCCAGCGCAUCGCCGGCCCACGUCCUUCCUGUGCCCCGGCAGCGUCAAAGUCAAGUUCCGAGCUCACCGGGAAUGCCAGAAGAUCAAGUCGUGGGAGUUCCAGAAGUGUCACCGCGUGGUCGACUUCGGCCCGUUCUACAGGUCAUGUGUGACGGACAUGUGCGAAUGCCCGGUCCAUAAGAACUGCUACUGCGAGUCCUUCAUCGCCUACAGCCGAGCCUGCGAGCGAGAGGGCGUAUCUGUCCUCUGGAGGCCUGACGCCGCCUGUAUGGCCACACAGUGCAAACACGGCGCCGUGUACGACACCUGUGGGCCGGGCUGCACCAAAACCUGCGACAACUGGAACGAGAUCGGGCCGUGCCACAAGCCCUGCGUGGCCGGCUGCCAUUGUCCUGCUAACCUGGUGCUCUUCCAAGGACGCUGCAUCAAACCCAUUGCCUGCCCCGGGCGGUGACCCUAGUGACCCUGGUGGGAGGGCGGGGCUUGUGUGCUUGCUUGGGGGCCAAACUAUCUAAAAGAAAGCAUCUUGGACUGUGUACAGAGGAGAUGCAGCAGUACUCAGGGUCCAUGUGUUGGUGAGGAACUCAGGAGAAGACUGUGGAGCGUUGUGGUCUACAACGUCUGAGAAUAUUCAAGAACGCCAUCACGGACCUUCAGGGAACAUUUGGACUCUUUGUGAGCCAAUGUUGCGGCAUUGAGUGCCUCAUCCGAAGCUGGGCGGAGUCAAAGCGCAGAACUGGGCCGCACGGAACCGGCCCAGACAUCAUGGUUUCAUACUGUAAGCUAGCCAGAUUUAUAAGAGCUUUUAUAGAAGUAUUGUUCUGAUUAUGAUGUGUUGAUACUGUUAAUUUAUAUAGCAAACGUGGUAGCACGAGCCAGAUGGUGGACAUAAAUGAUCUAAAGGGAAACAAAGCUAUUUAUGUAUUUGUGUACUUUUGUGUUACUGUUUGAAGAGAAAUGCCCAAAUGUGACUCUGUUGUUGUUGCAGCUGAAAAGUACUGUAGUCUUGUGCCAGCAAGAAAACCGAAGGUGUUCAUUUAAACCAAAUGACUUAUUUAAGACCGCCAAUAUAAUCUUUUAUCCA